GAGGAGUGAGAGUCCUGUAGUCUGCACGGCAGGACCCCGGUCCCGUGCGCGUCUCCCAGCAUGCUGGGCCCCCGCCUGCUGGCUGCGCUCUGUGGCGUGCUGCUCUGUGCCUCUGGCCUCUUCGCUGCCUCGGUCAGAGCUGCCACUGCAGGUGACUUCUGUGACUCCAGCCAGUGCAUGAAUGGAGGGACUUGCUUAUUGGGCCAGGACGGAAUCCCCUUCUCCUGCCUCUGCCCCGAAGGCUUCACGGGCAUCAUUUGCAAUGAGACUGAGAAAGGUCCCUGUUUCCCAAACCCCUGCCACAACGAUGCUGAGUGCCUGGUGUUGGAUGAGUUAAAACGCGGGGAUAAUUUCAUCCAGUACGUCUGCAAGUGCCCUCAUGGCUACGCAGGCUACCACUGUGAGACCGUGUGCAGCAUGCCUCUGGGCAUGGAGACGGGUGCCAUUGCCGACUCGCAGAUCUCUGCCUCAUCCUUGCAGUUGGGCUUCAUGGGUUUGCAGCGCUGGGGCCCAGAGCUGGCCCGCCUGCGCCGCACGGGCCUUGUCAAUGCCUGGACAGCCAGCAAUUACGAUAGGACACCCUGGAUCCAGGUGAACCUGCUGCGAAAGAUGGGGGUGACGGGUGUGGUGACGCAGGGCGCCAGCCGCACAGGCAUUUCUGAGUACGUGAAGACUUUCAAGGUGGCCUACAGCGUCAAUGGGAAAAACUUCCAGUUCAUCCAGGGAGACUCAGGAGACAAGGUAUUUAUUGGUAAUUUGGACAACAACGGCCUGAAGACCAACCUGUUUGACUUUCCUCUGGAAGUGCAGUAUGUGAGGCUGGUGCCCACUAUUUGCCACCGGAGCUGCACCCUGCGCUUUGAGCUCCUUGGCUGUGAGCUGAACGCAGGCACUCCAGUUGGCUGGCUUUCCAGUACCCCUCCCCCAAAUUCCCCAAAGGGACUUAUGGAGUGGAAUCGGCCAGGAUGCGCCGGACCCCUGGGCCUGAAGGACAACACCAUCCCUGACAAACAGAUCACGGCCUCCAGCACCUACAAGACCUGGGGCCUGAAUUCCUUCAGCUGGUAUCCCUUCUACGCGCGGCUGGACAAGCAGGGCAAGUUCAACGCCUGGACCGCUGAGAAGAACUCUGCCUCUGAAUGGCUGCAGAUUGACUUGGGCUCUGAGAAGCAAGUGACCGGCAUCAUCACUCAGGGAGCCCGAGACUUUGGCCACAUCCAGUAUGUGGCAGCCUAUAGGUUGGCCUACAGUAACAACGGUGUGGACUGGACCGAGUACAGUGAUCCGGGGACCUCAGAGGGCAAGAUCUUCCCCGGCAACUUGGACAAUAACUCCCACAAGAAGAACAUGUUUGAAACACCCUUCCAGGCUCGCUAUGUUCGCAUCCUGCCCGUAGCUUGGCACAACCGUAUCACCCUGCGUGUGGAGCUGCUGGGCUGUUAGUGCCCGACUCCCACACUCCCGUUCCCAUGACCCUGGAGGAAGGCCCUGAGACGCCAGGCUGGAGAUAAGUCUCCUACCCCCCAGCCCUGAGGCAUGAUGCUGCCACUCCUGCUGCUGCCUCCUAGCCACCUGACACUCCCCCCUUAUCUCCCUGGAGACCCCUCUUGACCUACAAAAAGACAGGGGAAUGGGGUGGGUCUGUGGAGAGAUAGGGGAGGAGGUGGGUGGGCAUGGGGGCCCUCAGUGCUGAUUCUUUACUAGUGAGUGCACAGGCAGCUUCCAAAAUAUAUUUAUAUCACCCCCUGGA
Pteropus alecto (black flying fox) is the source of this 1750-nucleotide messenger RNA. It is a transcript of the gene MFGE8, whose product is annotated as milk fat globule-EGF factor 8 protein. NCBI's taxonomy places the organism in Eukaryota, Metazoa, Chordata, Mammalia, Chiroptera, Pteropodidae. Bases 61 to 1443 code for a protein of 460 amino acids. The record is from RefSeq and is a predicted model, not a curated record. The transcript has 11 exons.